UAAUUAUUUGUUGUUAUUAUUAAUUAAUUAUGCAUUGUACUUUUAUCGCUGUUCAUCAAUUUAGAGUAUAUUGAGAAACAAGGGAACCAGCGAAAAAAACCACAAUACACAAUGAAUGAUAUUCAAGAGGUGAAUACUCCAUCAUUUAUGGAUAAUGAUGACGUAAUCUUGAUGAAUAAUCGAUUGAUGAGUGAUUUGGAGAAAAUUGAACACUUUAAUAAUAAGAAUAAUAUCAAGAACAGUGAUCAUAGUACUAAAAAACACACUGAACAAUUAUUAUAUCAAGUUAUGCGAGAAAAUUCUACUUUACGAGAAAAGAAUGAAAAAUUAGAGGAAGAAAUGGCCCGCCUAAAGGAGGAUAACUCAAAAGUGAAUGAAAUAAAUGAUAUAAGAAUAAAAAUGACUACUAUUCAACAUGAAUUAAACAAACAAAUUGAAAUGAAUGAAAAUUUGAAAUCUGAUAAUAUUCUAUUGAAUAAUUUAAUCGAAUCAAUGAAAAAAGAUCAAGAUAUACUGUACCAUGAGAAAGAAGAUUUGAUCAUUACAAAUAAACAAUUUGAACAAACUCUUUUAAUGAAAAUUGAAAAUGAAAAGAAGUUAUUAGCAGAUAAUCAAUUCUUAGAUCAACUUGUUCAAAAACUGAAUAACCCAGAGACUCAAUUAAACCCUCCUGACUGUCAGAAAUGCUUAAAUUAUGAAUAUCUACAGGAACAGUUGCAUACUUAUAUCAGGUUAUAUGGUAAAUUAAGUGAAAGAAGCAGUCAUCAUGAUACAUCGGACAGAUGUUCUUCAUUUGAUGAAGAUUUAUUGGAUGAGAAGGGUAGAAAUAACUUGUCAGGUAGAAAUAAACUCAAAAAUCAACGUCAAUUUCACAGUAAGGAAAAUGAAGCACAAGAAAAUCCAAUGAAAUCUCAUUCGGAUUAUUCAUCGACAGAAUGUCUAGCCUCAAAAGAAUAUACCACUGUCAAUAGUAAUGUAGAUACCACUAAGUACUGUGGAGCAGAAUAUAUCAAGCAAAAGGAAUCACUUUUGGAAACAAAGUUGACUAAUCGAUCCGACGUUACACAGAAUAGCCAUUUAAGUUGUUCAGAUAAAGGAUUACUAUCAAAGCUAAAUGAUGAGAACAAAGAAUUGAGAAGUAUGAUCUCUGAAAUGAAUUCCUAUUGGCAGGAGAGACAAAAGAAGUUGGAAGAUCGUUGUCGUGUUUUGUCUGCCAGGCUGAAAAUUGAAAGAUCCAGUCAUCGUUCAAGUCAUUAUAAAUCUUCAUCUUGGAUACGAUCAUCAAUGAAUAUCCUUAUUCCAUCGAAACUGAAAUAUAAUAAUAAACGAGAGAUGAAACGUAGUCAAAAUGAAAUUACUUCCUUGAAUACUACUACUAAUACUAUUAAUCAACAUGAUAGUGACACUGUUGAAAGGGAUGGCAAUGAUAACAACACCAAUAGCAACAACAACAAUACUAAUCAUGCAAAUGAAGGUAUUAUCGAUCAUAGCAAGGCUGACAGUCAAACGGAUGACAGUGAAAUAAGUCUCACAUCUCUAAGUGAAAUGGAAUCAGAGUAUGGUCAAGUAGCACAGGAAUCAAAACUCAUCAACAACAGUAAGACGAGACCAAUGAAAUCAAAGGAACAUGGAAUUCAACUGCUUCAACUGAACAAUACAAUUUCACAAUUAUCUGAGAUUCAGUCAUCGUACAAUAUGUUAAAUCAAAGAAAUAAUUCUCUAAUUCAACAAUAUCAAGCAAUGCGUACAGGAAAACUCAAAGCUGAACAGUUGAAUAAAGAUUUAAACAAUUUAAUCGAAUCAUUAAGUAAUGCAUUACGUAGAAGUAAAAGACAAAAUCUUCAAUCUAAAUGUAUCAUUGAGAGUCUUAAAAAAUAUUUCUAUGAAAUUAUUGAAACUAUAAAGCAAUUUAAUGAAGAUGGAGGUAAUCCUACAAAAGUUACGGAUGCGCCUAAUAAAGACAUUAUCCCAGUUGAUGGCAACGCUACCAAAAAAUUUUUGAAAGAAUUCUCUCAUCAGAUUCAUCAACAACUUCAAGAAGCCUUGAUUAAUAAGAAAAGUGAAUCAGUAGCUUUAAAGACAAAACUUACUAUUCAUGAAAAUGAAGCUAAACGUCGACGUAAAUGUAUUGAAGAAUUACGUCUACGCCUACAAGAUAUUCAUCAGGAUAAAAUAAAUCUUCGAAAUGAUUUGAUGAAGAAGGAGAAAUUAAUUGAAAAUUUGAAAUUAACUGAAAUCAACUUACAGAACACGAUAGAAAGUCAACGUACUCAAGUGAAGACACUGAUAUCUGAGAAGAAACAAAUCUCACAGAAUUUCAGCCAUUUAAAAGAAGCGCAUAAUCAUGUUGUACAUGAACUUGAUGAAUUAAAAGAGAGUUUUUUAAGUUUAAAAUUAAAACAACAAGUGAAUACAAAUCAAACAGAUGGUGUGAUGAAACAAACAAAAACAUUUACGCGUUUAUGUGCUAAUGAUCGAACAGAACACUUAGAAAAGUUGAUCCUAUAUCUGGCUAAUGAAUUGAUCAGGAUUAUAAAACUGGCCUAUCAGCUAUGCAUUGAUUCGUCUGCUACUACUACAAUGGCGACGACCACAACUACAACAACAACAACAAAAACAACAGAACGAGAUACAAAUCGGCCAACUAAAAAAUACACUUCACCAGAUGGCAACUCAUCACUUGUUAUAAGUGAGGAUAGUUUAAAAACAGCUAAAUUGAAGGCAGCUGAAAUUUUAUGCUUAUCACUGGAUGAUUUAGAGAAGUUAACUUUACUGGAGAAUGAUGCUAUGGGCGUUGAUAACCACAAUGGAAACAAUGACUAUGCCGCUGUUGAAAGUGAUGAUGUUGACUGUGUCUAUUCAUCAUCAGGCAUACCAUAUGAUAAUGAUACAGUCACAAGAGAAAAAAAGGAAUUCUCAAUAAAAUCAAUAGAUUCGCUGUUGCACAAAUUAUCGCAGUGGCCUGUUCAAUGUGAAAAAUUAUUGAAAGAUUUCCCAUUUUCCCAGAAAUUAAAAGAAGAAUUUUCAAAACGAUUUGAAGAUUUACUCGAAAUAUUAACUUUUAUGCUUAGCAAGAAAGACAACUGUUACUGAAUUUAUCUCGGUGAAGUCGAACUUGCUGAAUCUUCCUGUGAUUCCGAAAGGACUUCUUUUUCAUGCAUAGUUUGAUUAAAUGAUGAAUUGUUUUCUGUGACAUUCUUAAACUUAAAUGAUUAGGGAACAUUUUUAUGUAUAAUUUUGUGCUACUCUUGAGUAGCUUACCGAUGAUUUGUUAAUUUCUUUUCUCACUGGAUGUGAAUGUCAUUUGAUAGCCAUUGUACAGUGAAAAUUGGUAAAUCCUGAUAUUGCAUUUUCUUUAUUAAAUCAUUUUGAUUCUAAAAUUUUCCUCGAAUGAGUUCAAUCAACUACUUUAGUUUUUGGUUAUGUUGAAACUGAACCAGUUUUCUGUUUGAUGCCCAAAAAUACUUUUUCCAUUCGUUUGUAUCAGCGUCAAAAGAAAACAUUUCUAC
Molecule: messenger RNA, 3509 nt
Organism: Trichobilharzia regenti
Lineage: Eukaryota; Metazoa; Platyhelminthes; Trematoda; Strigeidida; Schistosomatidae
Source: the annotation of a GenBank genome assembly